AACAUAUUUGACAGGACGAAGUCAGGCAGAGCCCGCAGUCCAGCCCCAGUCUUCAGUCAGGCACAGACUCCCCCAGCCCCAUCUCCUGCUCUCCCUUUUGGACGUUUUGGUCGGUGUUGAAGCACAGCAAAUAAGCAGCCAUGGAUGCCAUCAAGAAGAAGAUGCAGAUGCUCAAGCUCGACAAGGAGAAUGCCUUGGACAGAGCUGAGCAGGCCGAGUCAGACAAGAAAGCAGCGGAGGACAGAAGCAAACAGUUAGAGGACGAAAUGAGAGAAUUGGAAAAGAAAUUGCGUGUUACAGAGGACGAAAGAGAUAAAGUUUUUGAGGAGUUCCAAACUGCUGAGGAAAAACUGUUGACUGCUGAGGAGACCGCUACCAAGGCUGAGGCAGAUGUCGCUUCCCUUAACAGACGUAUCCAGCUGGUUGAGGAGGAGUUGGAUCGGGCUCAGGAGCGUCUGGCCACAGCCCUGCAGAAGCUGGAGGAGGCUGAGAAGGCUGCAGAUGAGAGCGAGAGAGGCAUGAAGGUCAUUGAGAACAGGGCCAUGAAGGAUGAGGAGAAGAUGGAGAUCCAGGAGAUCCAGCUGAAAGAGGCCAAACACAUUGCUGAGGAGGCAGAUCGCAAAUAUGAGGAGGUUGCACGUAAACUGGUCAUCAUUGAGAGUGACCUGGAACGUACAGAGGAGCGCGCUGAGCUCUCAGAAAGCAAAUGCUCUGAACUUGAGGAAGAGUUGAAAACUGUGACCAACAACCUGAAGUCACUGGAGGCCCAGGCAGAGAAGUACUCACAGAAGGAAGACAAGUAUGAGGAGGAGAUCAAGGUUCUCACCGACAAGCUGAAGGAGGCUGAAACUCGUGCUGAGUUCGCUGAGAGAUCAGUAGCCAAGCUUGAGAAGACCAUUGAUGACUUGGAAGAUGAGUUGUACUCCCAGAAACUGAAGUACAAAGCCAUCAGCGAGGAGCUGGACCAUGCCCUCAACGACAUGACUUCCAUGUAAUUUAUGCCUUUUGACACCUGCUUGUUUUACUGUCACGCUCCUCACCCAUUUACCUCUUUGUCCAACUGCCUGUUCAACUUUGUCUCCAUAUCAUGUUCAUCCACUGGAGUUGUUCUAUCUGAUUUAGCUCAUCUUUAUUUUUAAGUUCAAGUGCUAAAACAGAUAUUUCCCAACUUUAUCUGUGUGUGAUUUGAGUCAGUUUGCAACAAUUCCGACUCAAAAUGGUCUGCCUUUAUAAAUCUUUAUAAUCUUUAUAAUAUAAAGAUUAGUCUUCAGUCUUGUUUAAUGUAAACAAGACUGAAGUAACUCUAUGCAUGGACAGAAAAAAGCAAGAACCAGAAAAAUACAUUUAAUCUUUUACAUUAAAUUUAAUCUUGUACUUUUCCAAAAAGCCUAAUUCUUAAUAUGUUUAGUUAAUAUUACAGAGUUUCCAGGCUGCUUACCGAAACUAUACAGAGAAGGCAUUUUAACGGCUCUGGUUGAUGGUUCUGCUUUGUUUACGUAUUUUACUAAUAUGGCCUACUUCUGUCUAGAAGAAAGGCCUCAUGUAUGUCCAUGAUUUUGUUCUUCAUCCUGUCACUGUACCAGCCCAAGGUUAGUUGUGUCAGUGUUUAGCAACACAGUGGCUGAGCCAUCAGCCUUCAGUUUUGCUAAGUCAAUGGGAUCGUUUGUAUUAGUUUUGAAGUGGGUUUGUGUGGAGUAUGUACAAGUAGUUUCUUACCUUCCAGACCUUAAACCUGGAAUGUUUGACUUCAAAUGAAACACAGUGAUUAAACUGAUAGCUCAGUUAAGAUUAGUGUGACUCUGCCCUUCUAUGUGUAGAAUACUCACUGCUUAUAAAUACUCUGCAUAACUCCACUUCAAAAAAAAGUCACUAGCUCAUUCUGAUGAAUGAAAAACAUCAGGUUUGUUUUGCUGUCCAGCUGUACAAACAAUGCAUUUUAUUGUGCAUUGUGUGUUUUCUGUAAUGCGUCAGUGUGACUCUUCAGGUUCUGGUGUGUUGUGGUUUAUUGCGGUAGGGCCAAACACCAACCUUCUUGGGUUCAAUGUGCUUCUCUUCUUCCACACAGAUAAAUUGUUUACAUCUCAUCAAAGAUGCCUCCUUCUGCCCGAGCAGAACCUGUCUGCUCUCUCCAGACUGCUCUCCGUUGUCCUUUUCCUCCCUGUCUUUGCUUUUCUUUCCUCAUCAUAUUGUCAAGUCCGUUGCGCCCCAUCACUUGUACAGAACCCUAGAAUUUCCCUGCACUGUUAAAAAUAAACAUCCUUCCUUCUA
Molecule: messenger RNA, 2268 nt
Organism: Gambusia affinis (western mosquitofish)
Lineage: Eukaryota; Metazoa; Chordata; Actinopteri; Cyprinodontiformes; Poeciliidae
Gene: tpm1
Product: tropomyosin 1 (alpha)
Exons: 9
Coding region: 141-995 (284 amino acids)
Biological process (GO): actin filament organization; cardiac muscle contraction
Cellular component (GO): actin filament
Molecular function (GO): actin filament binding
Source: RefSeq, a predicted model, not a curated record